AGGGGACAAGGGUGAGGCCCGGCACUAGCAGAACCCUGGCAUAGACGGAACUGGAAAUGGGCUCCAAGUACCCCCGGUCUGUGCGCUGCUGGCUGCCCCCGUGGGCCUUGACGCUGGAGGUGGCUUUCAUUCUCAUCUUUGCCUUUUUCACCUCCUAUGAUGUGCCCUCAGGGGAGCAGAAGAUCCUGGAGACCUACCAAGUCCUCCAGGAUUUCACUGUCAUGGCGGCUCUUGGCUUUGGCUUCCUCACCACCUCUUUGAGGAGGCAUGGCUGGAGUAGCAUGGGCUUCAACCUCUUUAUGCUGGCCCUCAGUGUGCAGUGGGCCACCUUGCUGGAUGGAGUCCUGGAGCAGCCCUUCCAGAAGAAAGUGAUCAUCAGACUGUCCAGGAUCCGGGUGGCCACUGUGAGCGCCAUGUCUGUGUUGAUCUCAGCAGGCUCUGUCCUGGGGAAGGCCAACUUGGUGCAGCUGAUGGUGAUGGCUCUGGUGGAGGUGACAGCUUUUGUUGCCACAAUGUGGAUCAGCAGGCAGAUCUUUGAAGUGAGUCACAGCCACGAAUGCACAAUGAAUAUUCAUGUGUUUGCAGCCUACUUUGGGCUGAUUGUGGCCUGGUGCCUCUCAAGGACUCUGCCUUCAGGAUUGGAUAAGAAAGCACAAACAGAGAAAGUUCAGAUGGCCACGAGCCCCAGUCUGUUUGCUAUGCUGGGUACUCUCUUCUUGUGGAUUUUCUGGCCAAGUUUCAACUCGGCUCUGCUAUCUAGUCUCAGUGAAAGGAAGAACGCCGUGUUCAACACCUACUAUGCCCUUGCAGCCAGCACGGUGACAGCCACCGCUGCGUCAGCCCUGGCUCAUCCCCAAGGGAAGAUCAACUUGAUUCAUAUCCACAAUGCUGUGCUGGCAGGAGGCGUGGCUGUGGGCCCUUCCUGCUACCUGCUUUCCUCUCCUUGGCCCUCCAUGGUGCUGGGCCUAAUGGCUGGAUUGAUCUCCAUUGGGGCAGCUAAGGGCCAGCCGGUGUGUUUCAACUGUGUGCUGGAGAUUCAGGACGCCAGUGGCGUGCACGCCACCUUCGGCUUGCCGGGUCUGCUCGGAGGCUUUGCCUACAUGGUGAUCAUGGCAUAUCAUGCCUACUGGCAUUCCUUGAUUGGCUACCAGUUGCUGAUUCACAUAGGGCAACUCAACUUGGCUGUGGCGAUGGGUAUGACUUCUGGUCUCCUCACAGGCUUGAUCCUAAAUCUGAAAAUAUGGAGAGCACCUCAUGAGACUAAGUAUUUUGAUGACCAAACUUUCUGGGAGUUCCCUCACUUGGCUGUUGGACUUUAAACAAAAGCAUCCAAGAAUAACAGGCCGGACUGACCUACCCCAACAAGACCCUCUCCUUCCUGCUGCCUCUCUUGUAUGUGACAAACGCUCAUUAUAACGAAGGCUCCUCUGUACAAUGAGAGGAGGUCUGAGAUAAAUUUGAUGGUAAUGAAUAGACUGGAAAUUUGCUUGUCUAAGUGGUCAUUUAUUAAUAGUUUUAAAUAAUACCUUUAGUUUCAUUAAGCAUGAUGCUAUAUAUAGUUUUAUUGCAAACACAUAAUUAAAGUUUUGGUUGAAUUCUA
Molecule: messenger RNA, 1600 nt
Organism: Dipodomys spectabilis (banner-tailed kangaroo rat)
Lineage: Eukaryota; Metazoa; Chordata; Mammalia; Rodentia; Heteromyidae
Gene: Rhce
Product: Rh blood group CcEe antigens
Exons: 10
Coding region: 57-1319 (420 amino acids)
Biological process (GO): ammonium homeostasis; ammonium transmembrane transport
Cellular component (GO): plasma membrane
Molecular function (GO): ammonium channel activity
Source: RefSeq, a predicted model, not a curated record